Molecule: messenger RNA, 4126 nt
Organism: Austrofundulus limnaeus
Lineage: Eukaryota; Metazoa; Chordata; Actinopteri; Cyprinodontiformes; Rivulidae
Gene: phldb1a
Product: pleckstrin homology-like domain, family B, member 1a
Biological process (GO): regulation of microtubule cytoskeleton organization
Cellular component (GO): basal cortex
Molecular function (GO): protein binding
Source: RefSeq, a predicted model, not a curated record
CAGGGAUGGGGAGGAACAAACUGGGAGCAGGGAAAGAGCAGAGGAACUCAGUGUGGGAAUGAAUAUGUGUAUAUUUUUAAAGCAAGUAGCAGGACAGAGAGAAUAAUGUGGACUCUGGGUUUUCUUCCAGCAUGGAUCUUAGCUGUUGUCUGGACUCUGUCACAGUAAACAAAUGGAUCUACAUGUGUCAGAUUCUGACCAUCUUGCCAACAUGGACCGAAUGAACAGGAAUAAAGUGGAACACGAGCGUCAAACACACCAGGUCUUACAGAACACUCCAUUAGACCUGAUUGAAACAGGCAAGUCCCUGAAAGUCCAGGCUGAGCGCCCCCACCUGGUGAGUUUGGGAAGCGGGCGCCUGAGCACAGCCAUCACUCUGCUGCCACUGUUGGAAGGGAGAACGACUCUGGGYAGCGAUGGGACAGAUAUCCCCCUGCAGGGUCCGGGUAUCACCCCUCAGCACUGCUACAUCGAGAACCAGGCCGGCAGCAUCACCUUGCACCCAUGUGGAAACAAGUGCUCUGUGGACGGACUCCCCAUCACUAAACCCUACCGCCUCACACAAGGGUGCAUGCUGUGUUUCGGUCAGUCUGCCUUUUUCCGCUUCAACCAUCCAGAGGAGGCUCAGAGGAUGAAGAACAUGCUGCCUGGYGGGAGUCUCAGACCAAACACCACAAAACUGCUUCCCUCAGACCCCCACAGUGUCUCAAAUGGCAACCAUGAGUCCUUUCCCUGCAACAGCGACGCCAAACUCAACAGCGUGGUAAAAAGUCUGCAGGAGACCCUGACGCUGAAGGGGUCCUCGUCAUCCUCGUCAGAGUUCUGUAAGCAGCAAACGUCCUCUCCAGACUUGUCGAAUGGGAAAAACAUCUCUACAAGUCCCAUUCAGGAAAACAYCAGUCAGAACAAUAAAACCCCCACGACACCAGCCCGGACCCCUCGCACCAGCCAGGUUCCCGUUCCAUAUCCACGGACGUCACUGUCUGUGGGUUUGAGUGGGACCGGUGGGGYUCAGAGGGCCCAGGAAAGUCCAAAGCCUCUGAGGAAUGUUAGGGGAGAGGCCACGUCGAGUCCCAAACCACAUGUCAGGAGCACAGAAAACUCCAGCCUCAGCCACAAAACGUCCUCCRUCAAGUUUUCCCCAGCAGCUCCAUCCAGCCCUCGAUUAAGAGGUCCGUCCYUACAGAGGAGAUCCCCCAGCCCCAUGCGGGACCAGGGUCACAUCAGUGUCCCUCACAGGAUGACUGGGUCUACCAGCUUGAGGGAACUUCCUCCUCUCAGCCUUGACRUGUCCUGCAGGGGCACUUCAGGAUCACCCGGGGUCCUCGAGAGCCCCCAAGGUCAUCGGAAACUUGCACCUCCUUCUAAAGCAGAGGCCAUGAAAGCAGUGUUUGCACACAGUCCAUCAUCUGUCCACGGCCUGGAGAAGGAGUCAGGGAGCAGGCUGCCACAGCUCGGCCCGACGAGUGCCAUCGUGUCAGGCUCGGGUUCAGUAUCUGGUCUGUCUCCUCUUCCCAGCCCUCACAGCCAACGGAAGACCUCCUCCAUGAAAGKAUCCCAUAGCAAGGAAGGGAGUCUCAUGAAACCACACACCCGGGAACGCAAAAACAGCAUCUCUGAGAUCAGCGAUAACGAGGACGAGUUGCUGGAAUAUCACCGCUGGCAGAGGGAGGAGAGGCUGCGGGAGCAGGAAAUGGAGAAACUGGAGAGACAGAGACUGGAGACCAUCCUGAGUCUGUGUGCUGAGUAUAAUCAAGAUGACGGCGCAGCGGAGCUGAUGAGAGGUGGGCUGCUGGAGGGCGCUGGAGGAGUGGGCUCAGAGGCGAGCGUGGGGGCAUUCCUGCAGGGAGCCGACAGAGGUCAGAGGGUGAGGGAGAUCGAUGAGGAGAUGCAGAGAGAGGAGUCCAGCAGCACAGAGAGCACACAUCAAGAGUGUGAAGAGCUGUUUGCUGGACAGGAGCAGGUCUACCUGGAAGAAGAGAGGAAACGGAUCCUGGUCAGAGUAGAUGACUUGAAACACAGAGUCGGUGAUCUGGAGCAGCAGCUACAAGAGACCAAACAGGAGGUGGAGAUGGAGCAGGCCCUGCUGCAGGCGGAGAGGCGCGCCGAGCAGGAACAGGUGGAGGCUGAGAAUGAAAUCAUCUCUCAGCUGCAGCUCAGACUCAGCCAGCUGGACACGACCACCCAGAAAGAGAAGGACAAGGGGAGAGCUAAUGUGUCAGCUGAGCGGAAGGUCCUGGAAAAGCAGAGGAAUGAGUACAAUGAGCUGAAGAAGCAGUUUGAUAAGUGCCCCUUGUCUCUAAGGGAACAGUUACAGGAGCAGCUCAGCAGGACAGCUGAGGCUCUGGAAUCAGGGACCAAACAGUUUGAGGAGCUGGAGUUCUGCCAGCUGGAGGAGGAGAGCAGCCUGGAGGAGAAGAAGGAGGCUCGGUGCUCGCAGCUCCUCCAAGAACGGGCCGAGUACCACUGCAGCGUGGCCAGGAGGAAGGAGAAGAUGGCUGCUCUUGAAGCUCAGGYGAAGCAGCUGGGGAUGCAGGCGUCUCAAGACUGGGAGAAAAUGGAAAAAGACAAGAUGGCAGCUCUGCAGCUGUUACAYAAGGAGCAGGACCGGCUGUGUGCCCUGGAGAAGAGGUACAGCGCUUUGACAGGAGGGAGGAACUUCCCCAAACCCACCUGCAGCAUGAAGGAGGAGUGGCUUCACAUCAGCGAACCUGACCUUGUUUAUGUGGACGGUCCUCCUCAUAGCCCCUGUCCCUCCUCUGCCUCCUUCUCCUCCUCCUCCUCUCACAUCCCCUCCCCUGAACUCUGUCCUGUCAGGCUGCAAGAGGAGUACCUCCGGCUGUCCGACGUCUAUAGGCUGUAUGGAGGUGCUUCUCUUCUUCCUCAYGCCUCCUCCCCUGCCGCUCUCCACUGCCUUUCCCUCACUGUAUCGCCGGCUCUGCCAUGUGAGGAGUAUGUCACGGUCAGUCAGUUAAGCCAGAUCUUUGGGAUGCAGAGAGCUAACCCCUCCUCUUCCUCCUCCACUCCAUCAUUCCAUCUUGCCUCGUCUGAAUCCAGCUUCCCGCGCCACUCGGCAGCAUGUGGYCCUUCCUCUUUCCUUUCUGCACAGAGCCAGCCUGAGCUCAGCAGGAAUGUAAUGCCUCCCAUUAAUCUUGAACGCUGGUACCAGGACAUCAUGGCUGCUGGAGAUCCUCAGUCAUGUCCUCCACCGCUGCCUGCAAAGUCUUUUUCCACACGCAGACACGGGCAGAUGUUGAAGUCCAAAUCAGACUUCGAGGUUGGRCAGGGAACAUCAAGCACUCAGGUGUUCAGCGCCGCCAUCCUGUCGCACUCCGGCAGCGUGACGCACGAGAGAAACGCGCUCGCCACGCUUAUGCUGAAAGAGAAAAACCCAUUAGACAUGGACUCCAGGAAACAAGUGGCUCUGCAGUGCAAAGAUCCGUCUCCAGCAGUUCAUCACUCAAUCCUGCAUCAUCAGUCGCCACCGGGUGGUACCCAGGCGUACGACACCCUGAGCCUGGAGAGCUCAGACAGCUUGGAGACCAGCGUCUCCACCGGCAUCUCCGUCUGCACCCCAGAAAGCGCCUGYGGGUUGGAGGCCCAGAGGAUAGAGGAGAUGGAGAAGAUGCUGAAGGAGGCGCAGCAGGAGAAAGCCAGGCUGAUGGAGAACAGAGAGAGGGAGGUGCAGACUCGGCGGCAGAUGUUGGAGGAGGAGCGGCGGAGGCGAGAGGAGGCCGAGAGGAGGCUCCAGGACGAGGCGGCCCACAGGCGGAGGCUGGUGGAGGAGGAGGUGAAGAUGAGAGAGAAGCACUUCUCUCAGGCCCGUCCAAUGACGCGCUACCUGCCGAACCGUAAGGAGGAGUUUGACCUGCGCGCUCACGUGGAGUCGUGUGGCCACAGCAUCGACACCUGCCCCUUYGUCAUCCUCACUGAGAAAAUGUGCAAAGGCCACCUGGUGAAGAUGGGCGGGAAGAUCAAAUCGUGGAAGAAACGCUGGUUCGUUUUUGACCGUCUCAAGAGGAACUUCUGUUAUUACGUUGACAAGCAUGAGACCAGGCUGAAAGGACUCAUUUACUUCCAGGCGAUUGAAGAGGUUUAUUAUGAUCAUCUACGCAGUGCUGCCAAG